This is a messenger RNA of Culex quinquefasciatus (southern house mosquito), 2881 nucleotides long. It is a transcript of the gene Tak1, whose product is annotated as mitogen-activated protein kinase kinase kinase 7. Gene Ontology annotation, biological process: protein phosphorylation; positive regulation of canonical NF-kappaB signal transduction; JNK cascade. The record is from RefSeq and is a predicted model, not a curated record. NCBI's taxonomy places the organism in Eukaryota, Metazoa, Arthropoda, Insecta, Diptera, Culicidae. Gene Ontology annotation, molecular function: ATP binding; magnesium ion binding; MAP kinase kinase kinase activity.
GAGUGUCCAAGUGUGUUAAUUUCGGGGGGUGCGCUAGUACGUCAAUCCGUCGAAGGGAAAAGGGUAAGUUUGUUUUGUUUUUGUUUGUACCGUACACACACGACCUGGUUCUUCCGGCUUCCGGCCUGGUUGGUUCUUCCCCGGGGGCGCGCAAUGGCAACGCAACGGAACAGUCUGAUCAACAACAUCCUGCCGUCGUUUGUGACCGAGAUCGACAUCAAGGAGAUCGAAUCGAUUGGGACUGUCGGCAAGGGUUCGUUCGGGACGGUCAUCAAGGGCCGCUGGAAGGACAACUAUGUGGCGGUCAAGUACAUCGAGCUGGAAUCGGAACGGAAUGCAUUUAUCACGGAGGUCUGUCAGUUGUCGCGGGUGGCCCACCCCAACAUAAUUGGGCUGUACGGGGCGUGCACGAAGCGUCCGAACGUUUGUCUGGUGAUGGAGUACGCCGACGGGGGGUCGUUGCAUACGGCACUGCACUGCAGGCCGAAGCCGUUCUACACGGCGGCCCAUGCCAUGAGUUGGGCCCGGCAGUGCGCGGAGGGCGUCGCCUACCUCCACGACAUGACCCCGAAGCCGAUGAUCCAUCGGGACCUCAAACCCCCAAACCUACUCCUAGUCAAGUGCGGAACCGUCCUAAAAAUCUGUGACUUUGGCACCGUCACGGAUAAAUCCACCCGGAUGACCAACAACAAGGGCAGCGCCGCCUGGAUGGCCCCGGAAGUGUUCGAAGGCUCCACCUACACGGAAAAGUGCGACGUCUUCAGUUGGGGCAUCAUCCUGUGGGAGGUCAUCGCCAGAGAGCAACCGUUUCGCAGCAUCGAAAACAGUUACGCCAUUAUGUGGCGGGUUCACCAGGGGACGCGGCCUCCGCCCAUUGAGGACUGUCCGAGGCCGAUAGCGCAGCUGAUGACCAGCUGCUGGAACCAGAAUCCGACGAAGCGCCCCUCGAUGCAGGAGGUCGUGGACACGAUGAACCAGCUGUGCAAGUUUUUCCCGGGGGAGAAUGAGGCGAUUGUUUAUCCGGACGAUCCGGAUGAUGAGGAUGAAGAGGAAGCUUCCUACGCCCGCGACGACGGCACCCUGGACUCGAACCUUCACGGCACGGCCGCUUCGACAAGCUCGCACUACAGCUCAACGUUUUAUGGCAGAACCGUGCCCGGCCACCACAGCACGAUAACCUCCUCCUCCUCCUACAACCCCUCGGUGGUCAACACUCCGGUAAAUCUACCCCGGCACGGGGUGUGUCCUCCACGGGUUACCACCGAGCACCACCACAGCACGGAUUAUCGACCCCCCAGCAGCAGCACGAGGAACGCCUACAGUCGGGGCUCCGACUACGGUCGGUAUCAGAUCGGGAGUGGAGGAGCGGGUGGUUCCGGAGCAAGUUUGUACACCAAGAGUUCCCGGCCGGCCGUCGGUUCCGGGUACGCCAGUCCGGGGGCGUACCGGAGACAGGUUCGGGGCCGGUCACCACCGCCACCGUUGGUUCCGCAGCGGUCGCUACCGUCGCCGCAGGGAACCGUCAGGGGACAUUUGCAGAAUCCGCUCAGUUUGGACAUUGACGAGUCAAUGACGUGGAAAACCGUGGACACCAACGAACCGUUGCGGGAUCUGGUUGACAGCAGCUCAUCCAACAACCAGGGCACCGAACGCCUGGUGGUGACCAGACGCAACAACGGCCCCAUCGAUGCCGGCAGCGGGGUGGCCGUGUCCGCCACCACCGGCAAAUCUAGUCACAUCAACACCGGUGGCGGUGGCGGUGGAGGAGUCGGCCAACCCCCACCCCCGUCAACCCACCCGGUCGACCUGAUGUCCGCCGGAAUGCAGUCCCUAAACAUUUCCAACGCCGUGGCAGGGACGGCGACGACGACCACCACGACGACGGAGGCCGCCCUCGACUACAAAUCCCUCAACAGCAUUCUGGACGACAAUCUGCGACCGCUGAAGCCGGUUCCGGGCAACCCGCGCUCCGAGCAGAUCCACAACGAGCACAAACAGCUCGUGCAGGAGUACUGGGAGAUCCAAACACAAAUCGUUACCAACCAAGCUCAUCGUGAUGCUCUGCAGAUGAACAUGCCAGCCGAGGAGUUGCGACUGAAGAAGGAGUACUUGAAAAAGUUGGAGGAAAAGGAAGCCCUCCUCAAGUUCAAAGCGAACCUCCAGAAGCAGCUGGACGAGCGGAAGCGACUCGCCGGCAACCAGAGUUCCUUGACCCCAGCCGCCACCGCCACCACCACCACAAGCCCUUCACCCGCUGGCCCUCCUCACCUUCAGCACAACCACCACCAACAAUCCGCUGCACCCAAUUCCACCACAACCAGCCCAAGUCCCUCCUCCCUCCAACGGCAAGAUUCGACGGCGGAAGCGGGUUGGGUGAUAAUCGGUUCCGACGAAAGUGGCCCUUCAAAUCCUCCGCCCAGUGGCGGCGGUGGGGCAAAUCCGAGUUGAGCUCGUGGGGAAGAGAUGCGCGGAGAAUCGUUACUAAUGUGAUCAACCAAAAACAAUAAAUGACACACCAAGCAAACCAAAUCGCCAAGCUGGCGAGUUGAAGAGUGUGUUGAACGUGUAUUUUUAAGUGAAAUCCAAGUGCCAAAACAAAAUUUAAACUGUAGAUUUUAAGAGAAGAGAAAAUAAUGUGUAAAACAUAUGAGAAAAAAAGAUAUCCCCGUAAAAUGUUAGAAGCGUGUAAGAGAGGAAGGAAACGAAACAACAAAAACUGUUGACGUAUUUUUUAUGAAUAUUUAUUGUAACAAUCAGUGUCGUGUAAGGAGAAUGGUUGCUUUCGCUUGCGAAAGUUUGAUCCUUUUUUGAUUAGUAUUAGAAUAGAGAGCUGUGUAAUAAAGAACGAAACAAAGUUGCAGUUUGCAAAAGUCGACUAAAA